AUGCCGGGAGUAAUCAAGCGGCAGACGCGAUCCUCAAAGGUCGUUCCUGCAACAUCGAAGCGCGGAGCCUCGAUCAUCAACAGCUUCGCUCGUGUUAGCAAACCUCAGACUCCUGGAAAGAUCAUUGGCGAAAAGGCCCUUUCUACUCCACCUGCGAAGACCGAGACUAUAAGGAUAGAUAUUGUUGUAUCGUCCAAGAAGCGCAAGGCAGCUGCCGUGGACGAAAAUGUUGCUCCAGUCAAGGAUAUUUCACCAAUCACAACCACCCCAGUGGCACCUCGCUCAACAAAGCGUGCCUGCAGACGCCAGCUUGACGCCAUCCAGAACAACCAGCAAACAUCUCCGACAUCCAAGGCAGUGACCACUCAGGAAGAUGCCGACCUGUGUGGAGCACAGCCACUUCUAGAGCGCCUGCAACUUCAAGCAACACCUUCCAAGGAGACCACAUCACCCGCAGACGCUCUACCCAGGCCUUUGACGGAUAUGAUCAACCUGAACACGUCCUUUACCAAGGCUCUCGCUGUUCAUCAAGUGCACAAUGGAUCAAAUGUUCCCAUUGACACUCGCACACUAUGCCCAAGCAUCACGCUGUCUUGGGGCAAGCGCAAUGUUGUCGUUGACGACCUGCGCCAGUGUAUCGGCAUCCUGAACGCCCGUCCCUCGACUGGCAUCAAGUCGCCAUUUUAUCUCUCCGACUAUGGCAGAGGAAAGGUCUGUAUCGAGCUCCGACCUGAGGCCCCGGCCAUCCUGAACGAAGCUCAAAUCAACCGCGACUUCGAGAGCAACCUCAAGAGCCUCUGGUCCAAGAAGAAGGAGUCGGAAUCCGCAACCGACGUCAAGCGAUUUCUGGCAGGUCUUCCCCUGGCACCCAUCACGGUCUGCGAAUCGUUGAUCCGCGGCUCAGCCGCACUCGCCAAAGGCCAAAGAACCCUCGAAGAGUUCAAGCAUGGCAUCGUCAUCAAGAAGAAGCAGGAGGCUGAGCGCAAGGCCCAGGUGGCUGCGCCAGCAAAUGUCGAGGUGGCAAAGAUGAGCCUAAUCGACCGCAUCCGCUACAAGGAGAUGCUCAACUCUCAACAAGACAACAGCCCCAAGCCCGAAGAUCUCCAGCGCCGAGCAGCCCUUCAACGAGCCGCCGACAUUGCGGAUGUUAUUUCCAUGCUCAGCACCGCCACGGCUCUCGGGCAGAAGCGUUUGGCUUUCACCAUGCCGGCGCUGCUGACAAAACUCAAGGACUCUCUGCGGGUGCCAAUCUCUCGCGAGGAGGGUGCGAGCUGUAUCAAGAUGUUGGCUUCAGAGAUCGCACCUCAGUGGAUCAAGGUUGUUACUAUUGGUGGAAGGGAUAAUGUUGUUGUAUUGCCCGACUUUGCAUUGAGCAAGGCAGCCAUCCAAGGUCGGGUUUCUUCUUUGUUGAUGUAA
Molecule: messenger RNA, 1416 nt
Organism: Pyricularia grisea
Lineage: Eukaryota; Fungi; Ascomycota; Sordariomycetes; Magnaporthales; Pyriculariaceae
Exons: 1
Coding region: 1-1416 (471 amino acids)
Source: RefSeq, a predicted model, not a curated record